Drosophila subobscura is the source of this 1257-nucleotide messenger RNA. RefSeq names its product aladin. NCBI's taxonomy places the organism in Eukaryota, Metazoa, Arthropoda, Insecta, Diptera, Drosophilidae. The coding region runs from base 25 to 1212 and encodes 395 amino acids. Gene Ontology annotation, cellular component: nuclear pore. Gene Ontology annotation, molecular function: protein binding. The record is from RefSeq and is a predicted model, not a curated record. Gene Ontology annotation, biological process: nucleocytoplasmic transport. The transcript has a single exon.
AGAAGUUAUACAACAGAUUUCACGAUGGAACAAUCUAAAGCUACUCAACGACGCGUCUGUGAUCCACUCCGGGAUCAGGAUGCAGUAAGCAGCAUGUGGAGCACUCUCUACAAUGGUUUAAACACUGGCAAGCAUUGGCUACUCCUCCUCGUAAGGGGGCUCCAGCAUGUACGUACGACUCCAUUGGACCGUAGUCUUGCGAUUUAUCGCGGAAUGGUUGGCUGGGAUGAGGCGUGCCUUCGUUGCAUUGUCAUUCAUCCGACCAACGAGCAACUGGCGAUGGUCACCCGCCAGGACAUUGUCCAUUUGUUUGGCAAUUGGAAGGAUCCGCCGGCACAACUUCAGGCGGCGGAACAGGUGGAUCUGUACUGUGUGGCCUUCCGCCCGGGCACGUACUGCGAGCUGGCAGUAGGUUGUGCCGCCGGCAUCUAUAUCUGGCAGAAUGUCCCGAAUAUCCUCUGGGAGAAACGACUGCUGAGCCAUACGGAGCACAUCCACGUGACGUCCGUGCAGUGGAACGAGCCUGGCACGGCCUUGCUUAGUGUGGCCCUGGGCAGUCGUCAGAUCAUCGUCUGGGCCCCUGACAGUGGGCAUCCGAUUCGCAUGCUGUCCGCCACGAUUAGCUUUUUGCUGUACAGCCCCGACUUUCAGAUACUAUUCGGCGCCUGCAGCGAUGCUGGGGCUAAAGUCUAUUAUGCGGAUCGCAGGUGCUGGCAAAUGGAGCAAAUCCUGGAGGGACGACAAAUACAAACGGCAGACUGGACAGCUUGCAGCACAUAUUUGCUGUUUGUCCAGAAGGACGACACAAAUCUCUACUCUGUUACGCGAUAUGCAGAAGUUGGUGUCUUCCUAAAGCCUCAGCUCGUCUGGACUUUUGAGUUGGUGGCUGAUCUGCAUGAAGUAUCCGUUUUUGGUAAAGUGAUGCACCAUGGCCAGGCCCAGGCCAUUGCUGUGGACCCGCUCAAUGUUUAUCUUGCGGUCAUCUACAAGCGUCAGCCCUUUGUGCUGCUCUGCAAACUGUCGUUUGUGAAACAUGAUAAAGUUCGAAUACUACCAUGGGAAUACAUUUAUUGCGAUGAUGAUCAGACUCUAAGAAAUUGUGUCCAUUAUCCCACAUGCAUGUGUUUUGGCCAUGCCAAGAAGGAUGGCCCAUGCAUGCUCGCAAUUGGCUGGAAUUCCGGAAUCUAUCAGGUGAAGAUGCUCACCGAGUAAAAGUAUAACCGAUAGUGAGCAGUGGCACACCUGUGACUCAAUCCC